AUGGCGGAGCAAAACAAUGCCACAAAUGGCACCAAUGAAUCGCCAGCCGUGCAGGUCUCUGCCCCUGAACCAGCUACUUCCAACGGGCCCAGCAACGCGAAGGUCGGAUUCGCCAACGGUAAUACCAAUGGCGGCGACGGUAAACCAGCGCCGCGCAAAACCCAUACAUUCGGCCGCCCUCUCCGGGCGCUGACCCAGAGAGGUCCUCCUGGUGGAUAUGAUGAUACUCCACUCCCAGACGUCCCUCAAGGCUAUACACUCAAAUUUACCUUUCACCGGGCAUCAAACUUGCCCCCGUCGGAUCUCCAUUCCAUGUCCUCAGACCCGUUUCUUGUGGCUACAUUGAAGACUUCAAGCCCCAAACGACACAAGGAGGACCCCGACUUAACUCACCGGACACGCACCCUUAGAAGGACAACUGAGCCUGAGUGGGAAGAUGAGUGGAUUGUCGCCAAUGUCCCUCCUUCUGGCUUCCAACUCAAGUGCCGCAUUUAUGAUGAGGAUUACCCCGAUAGUGAUGACAGACUGGGCAAUGUCACCAUCAAGGUGCCAAAAAUUGAGGAUCAAGGAGAUCCCAUCCCGUUACCAGGAAAAGAGUUCGAGGCAAAGCGCCACAUGAUCAGCAAGCGAGCCUUCUUGUUCAAAGGCAUCACUGGCAUUCUCACCCAUAAUUUUCAUAUGACGCCCCAUCUCUGGAUCAGCAUUGAGAUUUUGGGCAAGUCGGAUCCUCCGUAUGCUCAGAUGUGCACUCUCGGUCCCACCACCUACUUCAAACACUUCAGUCCCAUGAUUGGUCGCCUUGUUGGCAUUAAAGUUGAAGUUGAUGAUGAGAGCCCAGGUGCUGAGGGAGAGCAGCCGACACCAAACAAGAACGAAAGGAAGACAGAGAAAUACGAUUUCCAAGCCAUUGAAUUGCAGCUUCAGGGACCAGUUCCGUCGCGGCUGUAUCAUCGCUAUGUAGAGUUUCGGCCGAUUAUCAGCUCCAUGUUCAUGUCAAAGGGUCUACGCGGCAAGAUUCUUAACGCCGCUUUACACAAGCAGCACCGCAGGGUCUACAAUUUUGAUUCAUCUACCGAGUAUGGUGCAUUCGAGCCCCGCUCGGAAGAGGCAGCACUGCAAUUCUUGAAAUUGGCACAAUUUGGAGAAGGCAAUCGGAUCUUUACCUACGUGAUUACUCUAGACGCCUUGAUGCGUUUCACCGAAACCGGCCAUGAGUUCGGAAUCGACAUGCUCAGCAAACAUACCAUGCAUUCCAACGUGGCAAGGUAUGUUGCCUGCUCGGGCGAAUUCUUUGUCCAAAAACUUCAUCACAGCCACCGAGAGGAAUCAAGGCUACAUGAAGAGGACACGAUUGAUGUUCCACGGCCCAGUACCAGUUCACGAAGGCCAUCGCCUGUGCGAGACGUGUCCCAGUACGAAGUGGUUAUCGAUAACGAUUCCGGAACCUAUCGCCCCGACAAGCGCAUCCUGCCUGACUUGCAGCAAUUUCUGGAGGAAAACCUGCCAGGGUUGAAAAUAACCGUCAAGUCAAGCGACGACGAGGAAUUGCAAGCAACUAAGGAGGCUCGACGCAAUGCGAAGAAGCAAGCGGGCCGAAUCAUGAAUGUUGUGAUGAACGUCAGCGAUAGCAGUCUCAGCUCUGCCGUGAGCGACUUGGAUGAUCGCGAUAAUUGGGAGUCAGGACAGCCGAGCAAGCGCGAGGCUGCACUAGCAGCGGUGGAAAAUCCUGCCUUGGCGAAGCAGGCUCUAAAACGAUACAUGCCGAGACAUGGGACUGGCGCCGUUCCUACGGUAGCUAACGGCGAGAAGAGUUAA
Messenger RNA from Clonostachys solani, 1815 nucleotides. The record is from the annotation of a GenBank genome assembly. NCBI's taxonomy places the organism in Eukaryota, Fungi, Ascomycota, Sordariomycetes, Hypocreales, Bionectriaceae.